CUUGCCUUGGCUGUCAUUUGGCGACAGGGAAGCAAAGAGAGAAGGUGGUUUGUUUGGAUUGCUAGGCCGCAGAUAGCAGGCAUAUGUGGGACAUCCCAGAAAACAUGUCCAGGUCUGAGAAAGUGACUCUUUUCCGCCAAGAAGCGCCCAACGGCUUGACGUACCGCAUCCCGGCCUUGCAGUACCUGCCUUCGGAGUCGUCUUUCCUGGCGUUUGCCGAAAAGCGGUCCUCUUUCCGGGACGAAGAUGCCGAGUUCCUGGUGAUGAGAAGAGGGAAGAAAGAGGGGGUGUCAGUCCAGUGGGGCCCACAAGAGUCCCUCGUGACGGCCGCGCUGCCCAACCACCGCACCAUGAACCCGUGCCCCGUGUUCGAGAAGACCUCCGGCACCCUCUUCCUCUUCUUCAUAUGUGUGGAGACCCCCAUCACGGAGUGGCACCAGAUCCGAACAGGACAAAAUGCCGCCAGGCUGUGCUACGUCUCCAGUCGCGACGGUGGCCGCACUUGGAGCCCGACCGUCGACUUGACCGAGCGGGUGAUCAGGGAUGAUUUAGAAAAUUGGGCCACAUUUGCCGUCGGACCCGGCCACGGCAUCCAGCUGAGCUCUGGGCGGUUAGUGAUCCCGGCUUACACCUACUACAUCCACGAGCGUCGCUCAGGACAUGUGCCAACCUGCACUACACGGCCGCAUUGCUUCACUUUGUACAGUGACGACGGGGGCCGGAAUUGGACCCGCGGCCAGCUUCUUCGGGACUUGCGGACGACCGAGUGCCAGGUUGCCGAACUGACCCAUUGGGACGAGAGUCGGGUGCUGUAUUGCAGCGCCCGCAGUCCCGACAAGAGCCGGGCCGAGGCGUUUGGGGCAGUUGGCGGAGACCAAUUCGAGAAAUCCUCCUUGUGCAAACAGUUGUGCGAGCCGCCACACGGUUGCCAGGGCAGCAUAGUGAGUUUCACUCCAGUGAGAAUUCCCUCCGACGAGAACGGAAUGGAAGUCGUUGGUGAAUCCAUCAACCCAUUAGGCCUUCUUUCUUCCUCUGUGCCGCAAAAGAGCACCAAAUCGUGGCUGGUUUUCUCCCAUCCCACGCAAGGUCACAAGCGUCUCGACUUGGGCCUCUACCUAAAUAGCUCCCCGUUGGAUCCGGGCUCCUGGAAGGGCCCCUGGGUGCUGCACAAGGGCCCCUGCGGAUACUCGGACCUGGCCCUCUGCGAGGAGGGAGACGAGCAAAUAUUUGGCUGUCUGUUUGAAUGCGGCGCGACCCGCGAGUGCGAAGAGAUCGCCUUUCAGUUAUUUAAAAGUGACGAGCUCCUGAAAAACGUGGCACGGAGCUGCUCUUGUGGUGCUUCUGCAGCACAACCACAAUAGUGGCCCCAAACAACACUCAAGUUGUUUCUUUUUCCCAUUUUUGCUUACGUCUGCUUCCAUAUUUGAUUCCAAAAGUCCUUGUUUUCAAGUCUCAUAAUUCAAGUAUCCGUAUAUGUGAAGAAAGGUGACCCAGUGGCUACCUGCAUUGCACAAUUACAGCAGUGCCAUGCCACUUUACCUGCCUUGUUUACAUCCUAUGUAACCCUGGGAUCUAUAGUUUGGUUUACAACCUUUUCCCAUGUUGAUUACUUUUCUCUGGACGCCUCCCAUUGUGUCAAUAGACUGUAUUUCUUGGAUUGACUUGCUAGAAGCAGCUUUGUUAAGGCCAGUCUGGGUAAAACACCUGCGACUUUUGUGUCUUUUUCCAAAAGCUUGGUUUCAUAUUAUUUUGUUUAUUUUCAGUUUUCUGGGAU
Anolis sagrei ordinatus is the source of this 1774-nucleotide messenger RNA. Its product is annotated as sialidase-3-like. Gene Ontology annotation, biological process: ganglioside catabolic process; oligosaccharide catabolic process. Gene Ontology annotation, cellular component: membrane; cytoplasm; intracellular membrane-bounded organelle. The record is from RefSeq and is a predicted model, not a curated record. Lineage: Eukaryota; Metazoa; Chordata; Lepidosauria; Squamata; Anolidae. Gene Ontology annotation, molecular function: exo-alpha-sialidase activity.